Rubroshorea leprosula is the source of this 2665-nucleotide messenger RNA. The record is from the annotation of a GenBank genome assembly. NCBI's taxonomy places the organism in Eukaryota, Viridiplantae, Streptophyta, Magnoliopsida, Malvales, Dipterocarpaceae.
AUUUGGUAUGCAAACGGAGAUAACCCAGCGGCAGAGGGAUCAAGGGUUGAGCUUACAGUAGGUGGAAAACUCCAACUAACUUCCCCAAAUGGCCAAAUCCUUUGGAAAGCCACAUUCAUGGAUGAUGGCACUGCUUAUCCUGUUGAUGGGGCUGCUUAUGCUGCUUUUCUAGACACAGGCAACUUUGUUCUUGUUGGUAAAAAUCUUUCCUAUGCAUGGGAGAGUUUCAAGAACCCUGCAGACACCCUUUUGCCAACCCAAGAACUGCCGCUUGGUGGAAUGCUAUCUUCUAGACAGACGCGAAGCAAUUACUCCAGGGGAAGGUUCCAGCUCCGCUUGCUACCAGACGGUAACCUCGUUCUUAAUACGAUUUCCCUACCCAAAGCAAAUGCAUAUGCUGCCUAUUACAUCAGCGGCACUUUUGAUGAACAUAAUAGCGCCAAUUCUGGUUACAGGGUAGUUUUCAACGAAUCAGGCUACAUCUACAUCGUUCGAAGGAAUGGGCAGAUUUUUAACCUGACAACAGGUGAGAUAGUGCCUUUACAGGAUUAUUAUUACAGAGCAACACUUGAUUUUGAUGGAAUUUUCAGAGAAUAUGCCUACCCCAAACCUAAAAGAACUGGCAUUAUCGAUCAGUCCUGGGCCAUUGUUUGGAACAUCCCCCCUGACAUUUGUAAUGCAGUGAAUGGUAAUCCCCCAACUGGGGACUUUAAUGAGGGACUUGGUUCUUGUGGCUUUAACAGCUACUGUAAAAUUGAUAGUAAUGCACGGCCGAGUUGUGAAUGCCUCCCUGGCUUCAAUUUCUCCGAUCCAAACAACAAGUUCAAUGGGUGCAUUCAGGACAGGAUACAGGAAUGCAAUCUGGGCCCUUCAAAAGUAGAGGAUUUGUAUGAUAUGCAUGAGUUACCAAACACUUUCUGGCCAACGUCUGCAAACUUUGAAUGGACUCCAUCAAAUGAAGAUGAAUGUAGGCAAUCUUGUCUCUAUGAUUGCCAAUGUGUGGUUGCUGUACUUCGAGAAGGAGGUUGUUCGAAGAAGAAACUACCGCUAACAAAUGGAAUGGUGACCAACAGAUUCAAUGGCAAAGCAUUCGUAAAGGUAGCAAGAUCUAUUAAUGCUUCUAGUUUUCCGAGACCUGAAGGUCCUGGACCACAGAAGAAAGAUCAAUCAAGUGUGAUUCGGGUGGGAUCAUUUCUUUUAGGAGGCUCAGCAUUUAUCAAUUUCCUGCUCAUAACUGCAGGCUCCAUAUUGGCUAUCUGGUCCUGCAACAAGAAACGGAAACCAGAUCAAAUUUCAAGCACCUUGGAAAGUAAUCCACGACCUUUUACUUACCAAGAUCUUGAGGAAGCCACAGAUGGGUUCAAGGAAGAACUCGGAAGAGGUGCUUUUGGAGUUGUGUAUAAAGGGGUUUUACGAUAUGCACAUUCAACAAUAAUCCCCAUCGCUGUGAAAAAAUUAGACAGGUUAAUGCAAGAAGGUGAGAAGGAAUUCAAAGCAGAGGUAAAUGCAAUUGCUAAAACCCAUCACAAGAAUUUGGUCAGUUUGAUUGGAUUCUGUGAGGAAGGGCUGCACAGGCUUUUAGUCUAUGAGUUCAUGAGCAAUGGAACACUAGCUAGUCUCUUGUAUGGAGAUUGUAGACCUGAAUGGAAGAGUCGCACUAAAAUGGCUUUUGAGAUUGCAAGAGGACUAGUGUAUUUGCAUGAGGAGUGCAGCAGACCCAUUAUCCACUGCGACGUUAAGCCUCAAAACAUACUUUUGGAUGACUCAUUCACUCCAAGAAUCUCAGACUUUGGAUUGGCAAAGCUUCUGAUGAGUGACCAAACUCGCACCACAACAGCAAUCAGGGGCACAAAGGGAUAUGUUGCUCCAGAAUGGUUCCGGAACAGGCCAAUUACAACAAAGGUUGAUGUUUAUAGUUAUGGAGUGAUGCUAUUGGAGAUCAUCUGUUGCAGGAAAAAGUAUGAAGUAGAACGAGAAAAUGAGGAUGAAGUGAUACUAACAGAUUGGAUCUAUGACUGCUAUAAAGAGAGAAGACUGGAUAGAGUAGUGGAGAAUGAUGAGGAGGCGAUAAAUGACAUGACAAAGGUGGAAAGGCUAGUGAUGAUUGCAAUUUGGUGCAUACAAGAAGAUCCCUCUUUAAGACCCCCCAUGAGACAGGUAACUCAGAUGCUUGAAGGAGUUGUCCAAGUUCCUAUGCCCCCAUGUCCUACCCCUUUUACUUCUUUAUGCUAAAACUGCAUGCCCCUUUGCCAUUCAUUCUUAAUAUCUUUCAAAAUCUUAAUUUUAAGGGAUAUGUUCCCCAUGUCCACCUUCUUGCAUAUUAAUAUGUCAUCUUGUGCUUCUAAAAGAAUCAAAGAAGUAUGAACUAUAUAUUUGUUUGAGCAUAAAUUUGUUAAUUUGAGGUAACAUUAAAACAACUUCAAAACCUUAAGAUUCCAGGCAAUACCGACGCACAGCAGCAAGCAAAACGCUGAGGGAGAGGAGUGUUUGUAUCUUUCAAUGAAAAUAAUGUUGCUGUAAACAGCCAUAGUGGUAUGCUUGAUUAGGAGAAUUUUCUGAAACGUCAGAAAAUUUUCAUCUCAUCAUCCGCCUGCUAUGCUUGUAUAUUCUUGAGAAUUCUUUGCUAUAUAUAUGUGAAUCUGCCUGGUAUGCUUGCAUUUGUUAC